GCCAUGGUAAAUUCGCACUUAUUCAGUUACAUUAUAGGUAGAUUAUAUUGUAUGAUGUAAUAAAGUCACGAAUUUCUAUGGCACUGUUUAUAUACAAUUUGCCCACAGCAAACAUGGCCGCCUGAGUAGGCAUAGGAACGCUGCCCACAGUUGAGGCUCCACUCCUGUCAUGUCGGCUCUGAAGCUCCGCUUACCCCCUAAUGACGGCCCGGUGCUGUCCGUGGUGGACAUGCACACGGGCGGGGAGCCCCUGCGGAUAGUGCUGAGCGGGGCCCCGGUGCCGAGCGGGAGCACACUGCUGGAGAAGCGGCGCUGGGUGCGGGAGAACAUGGACUGGGUGCGCAGGGUGCUGAUGCUGGAGCCCCGCGGCCACCAGGACAUGUACGGGGCGCUGCUGGUGCCCAGUGAGGAGGCGGAGGCGCAGCUGGGCGUCCUCUUCAUGCACAAUGCCGGCUACAGCACCAUGUGCGGCCAUGCGGUCAUCGCUCUGGGACGCUUCGCCCUGGACUACGGGCUGGUGGAUCCGCAGGGGCCGGAGACCCAGGUCAACAUGCACUGCCCCUGCGGCCUGGUGCGGGCCUAUGUGUCCUACAGCGGGGGCCGCAGCGGCAGAGUGCGGUUUCACAGUGUUCCUGCCUUCACCCUGUGCACAGAUGUCCCAGUUGAUGUGCCCGGCUAUGGCACGGUAGUAGUGGACAUUGCAUAUGGCGGCGCCUUCUACGCCUUUGUUAGCGCAGAGCGCUUUGGACUGGACGUUUGCUCUUCAAAGACGAGAGAUCUUGUAGAUGCCGCCGCUGCCGUAUCGGAUGCUGUAAAGGCGCAGGUUAAAAUCAGCCAUCCUGACAGUGAGGACCUGGCGUUCUUAUACGGCACUAUACUAACGGACGGGAAGGAUGUAUACAGUGAGGAACCCACCGCCAAUAUUUGCGUGUUUGCAGAUUCCCAGGUUGAUCGCAGUCCGACCGGUUCUGGAGUCACAGCUCGUAUUGCUCUGCAGUACCACAAAGGCUUUAUACAACUGGAGCAAACCCGGACCUUCAAGAGCGGCACCACAGGGUCCUUCUUCACUGGCAAAGCAAUUAAGGAGACGGUUUGUGGUGACCACAGAGCGGUGGUUGUGGAGGUGUCCGGUCAGGCUCACUACACCGGCACAGCAAGCUUUACUCUGGAGAGCGAUGACCCCCUGAAGGACGGAUUUCUACUGAAAUAAUUAUCUGCAAGGCAUCGCCUGUCACUAGACUGAGUCCUUGAGGUGUCCUUUCUGGGUAAAACCUCCUGACUUGUCUGUUUUCGCAAAAUACUUUCAUUCCUCUGUUAUUCUAUCUGGAAAUGUAGGAAUAAUAUGACAGCUGGGCCUUGUUGUGGUGUGUCCCACACGGUCAGCGCUGAUUGGACAGUGUGCGCUGACAUCCCACCCUUCACAGUGGUAAAAGGGAAUGGUGACAUGCAGCUGUCAAUUCAUUCUAACAUUUCUGGUAGGCGUAACAGAGGGACAGCACACCAUUUCCAAGAAAAGACGCACCAGCAUGUGAAUAAAAAUAUUUACUAAAAACAGACAUGUCAGGAGAACUCACAAAUACCAAAGAUUUCAAUCACAUCCAUCCACGGACUUCUAUGGGGAGAGUGUAUGCUCAGAAUAGGGACCAGGGGAUGAUGGGUGAGGGGUCCGAGAUGUAGAUAUGCCAUAAACGUUUCACUGGAAUAUUGCUUUAAUGUUUAUUCAAAUGGGUGCAAUACAUAUGGGAACUGUAUAUUUACUGACACAAGUGGGGUCGGGUAGCAUUAUAGAAAUCCAGUCUACCUAGACUUUUUAUCUCUGGUUCCUGUUUUUAUUUGCCCAGAUCUGAUCUUUUUUUUUACCGUCACACACACUGCUCCUGCACAUGUGAAUAAGUCCUUACAUUACCAUUUUUGUUUCAGUUUUUCCGUUCCGCAUUGAAAAUCGGCAGUGUAAUAGUACGGGAGGUAUCAAAAAUCUCAUCUAUGAGAGCCCAUCUAUGAUAUUGGGGAUCUUGCCACAGAUUGGUUGCAAAACCUGCAUGCAAAUCUGCACAGAAAAUAUGCAUUAUUCCCCGUGUACAUCUGACCCACGAGAGCCCUCAACGCAGAUGUGAGCCUAGCCUAAGGACAUGUGGUGUGCUGCACGCUGGAAAAUGGCUUUGCUAACAUGCGUUGUACUGUUCUUUAGGGCGCUUUCACAUGACCGUACCGUUUUGCAGUCUGCAAAUUGCGGAUUCCGCAAAAUACGGAUACCGGCCCGUGUGCAUUCUGCAAUUUACAAACUGCACAUGGCCGGCACUGUGAUAGAAAUGCCUAUACCUGUCCGCAAUUGCAA
Bufo gargarizans (Asiatic toad) is the source of this 2335-nucleotide messenger RNA. RefSeq names its product trans-L-3-hydroxyproline dehydratase (gene L3HYPDH). Gene Ontology annotation, molecular function: hydro-lyase activity. The record is from RefSeq and is a predicted model, not a curated record. The coding region runs from base 170 to 1210 and encodes 346 amino acids. NCBI's taxonomy places the organism in Eukaryota, Metazoa, Chordata, Amphibia, Anura, Bufonidae. The transcript has 5 exons.